Setaria italica (foxtail millet) is the source of this 1460-nucleotide messenger RNA. Its product is annotated as RING-H2 finger protein ATL80-like. The record is from RefSeq and is a predicted model, not a curated record. The transcript has a single exon. The coding region runs from base 268 to 1071 and encodes 267 amino acids. NCBI's taxonomy places the organism in Eukaryota, Viridiplantae, Streptophyta, Magnoliopsida, Poales, Poaceae.
CAUUUUCUCAUUUUCCUCCGAGAGUUAAAAUAAUAAGACCUCGGAAAAAAAAACAGAGAGAAAUACAAAGGGUAUAAUGGUCAAGUGUGCCCCUCCGCCCACAGCUCAGGCUGUCCGUCGUCCUCCCACUCCCCCACCCGAAAGCUUCACCCGGACGCUUGCCCCUCCGUCAUUAACCAUCCCAACCUUCAAGACCGGGACCUCCCUUUCCGUCCUCUCGCCGCUCCAUUCUUUUACGAAAACGCCCCUCACCCACCGGCGCCGGCGAUGCCCCGGCCGUCGCCGCCGUCGUAUUCGCGGCGCCUCCUCCAGGGCAGCAGCGACAGCAGCGGCCCCGCCAACCCCAACCGUAUCCCGGGCAUCCCGCCGGCCGACCCGCCCUCGGGCGUCAACUCCGAUGUCGUGGUCAUCCUCGCCGCCCUGCUCUGCGCGCUCAUAUGCGUCGUGGGCCUCGCCGCCGUCGCCCGCUGCGCCCGCUCCCGGCGCAACAGGGGCGCCGGGGCCGACGGGGGCGGCCCCUCGUCCCCCUCGAGCAUCCCGGGCGACGCCUCGGGGAACUUCGGCGGCGGCGGCGGGCACCACGGCACCGGCGGGAGCGCGACCACGACGACGACCACCACCAAGGGGCUGAAGAAGAAGGCGCUCAAGGCGCUGCCGAAGCUGGCGUACGCGGACGCGGUGGCGGCGGCCGCGGCGGCUCGGGGCGCGGCGCCGGCCGCGGAGGGGGAGGAGGAGGCGAAGGCGGAGGAGCUGCUGGCGGAGUGCGCCAUCUGCCUGGCGGAGUUCGGCGAGCGGGAGGAGGUGCGCGUGAUGCCGCAGUGCGGGCACGGGUUCCACGUAGCGUGCGUCGACACCUGGCUGCGCUCCAACUCCUCCUGCCCCUCCUGCCGCCGCCCCAUCGUGCUCGACGACCCGGCCCCACCGCCCAAGCGCUGCCGCAAGUGCGAGGCCGUCGUCCUGGAGGCCGUCCUCGCCUCCUCGUCGUCCUCCGCCGCCGCCGCCGGCGGCAGCGGCAGCGGCAGCGCCGGCCGGGGGCGCGGCGGCGGUGGGGGUGGGGGAUUCUUGCCAUAGCAUCAGCAUUCAGCAGUAGUUGGCCGGUUGAUUGCCUGACGGGCGGGCCCAUACUCGGUCCCGGUAGUUGAGCUGCCCCCAUCUCCCCGUGGCCCACAUGUCAGUAGCGGAGCGAAGAUCCCCUCCAAAAGCAAUGGAAAAAGAAAGGGAGAAGAAUAACUAGAAAUGUGAUUCUUUUUGUGCAACCUUUUGGAGUUCUCCAACUUGAGCUUUGCUUUGUGGGGGGCCUGGCAUCUGUUGGAAGCUUGCAAUCGCUGUAAACUGUAAAAACAUGUGAAUUGGGGGUAAAAAAAUAUGGAGUGUAUUUGUACUGUAUAGAGCUUGUAGAACACUACUAGAUAGGAUUAAAAGCAAGGGUAAUUCAUUUUCACAAGAUUAGCCGGUUGCCA